CUUAUACGACGGCGAGCUGGAGCAAGAGACUAUGGUUCAAUGUCUGGCGUGUGAUGAUUGGUUCCACGAAAGCUGUCUAAAUCUCCGCGAGCGGUUACCUCUUAGAGAACGGCCACUCACAGCGCCUAGUCCUCCGUCAUCUCAAUCUUCCAAUCCAGCCACGGCACCUGCCGAUGCUUCAACGAAUGAUACCGAAGCAAAGCCAGAAGAAGCCGCUGGGUCUGGUGAGCGAUACUGGGACUACGAGGACGAAGAAGAAGAGGAGGAUCCGUCCAUUCCCAAGGCUCUUAUAUCAGCCACUGAUUACGAUACAUUCGUAUGUGGCGAGUGUCUGGUCCAAAGUCCCAUGCUACUCAAGUGGGCUGGUUCAGCUGGCGCGAGAAUGGUCGUCAGAAAGAGCAGCUCGGAGCCAUGGUAUGUCUACCCAGAGGCGCCUCCAUCACAAGAACCUGCCGAGGUGAAGGACGAGAUAAAGGAAAACGGCAGUGCUGUCUCUGGUCAAAAACGAACAUACCAAGAAAUGGAAGGCACCUCGCAAAUUGCUGACACUCGGGCUGAAGGGGAGCCUGCAACAAAGAAAGUGCGGCGCGAUUCAGAAACAUGUUCUGCUCCCACACCCGAUCCCCCGAUUCAAGCUUUACUGGACAGGAUCAUUGCAAAAAAGGGGCCGUACCUAGAGGGUGAAGGGCUUCAGGGCUCAGGGGAUGUCUUCUUCACGCCAGGAUGGAGAGAAAGGUGGUGUAGAUGCAAAGACUUAGCUUCAAAACCCUAUCUCGACGAAGCAGAAGAUGUAUAUGAAUUACCCGAGGAUCCAGACGCCGGUCUCUCGUUCGAGGAGUUAGGACUCAAAGCCCUUCAGAAUCUUCCCAGAGAACGUGUGAUUGACGGCCUUCGGGCAUAUCAGACUAUGCAGUACGUCCCUUCGUCCGGGCCAUUUUCGACCCAACCACUCCUUCAACGCGCACCCUACAUGAAGUUCCUCCGACGAAAAUCGCAGAGGGAAGAUGAAGUACCGACUUUUGACCAUACUCCACCGCCUCCAACUGGUGGACAAUCGACCAGCGUGGGCAAAGAUCUGCCGCCCACGCCCCUGUACGCUCGAUAUGCACGUAUGGCAUCGACGCCUAGCUUUGAUUCGCUAAAUGGUGCUCCAGAAAACCCUUCAUCUUCUAGAUUUUCAGCUAUCAACGCCAGCACGGCUAGUGGCUUUGGAGGAGCUGCCCCAAGCAUGAACAGCCAAAAUUCAGAGGGUGUUGGUCUCGGUUCUCAUGGAAGAGCAGCUGGCUCUGCUCUGCUAAAUAACGGAAAUAAUUCCUCUACGAACGAAUCUGCUUCUGCAUUGCGAGCGGAGCCCAUCAAAUUAAAGCCGAGGAGGGGCAGAACCAAGGAUGACGCUCCGCGCGUUGUGUCUAUGGUACUAGAUACACCAAAAAGCACAGAAACCCCAAAAUCCUCGAGACAUUCCAGAGGGUUGACAGAUGGAUCAGCAGAACCCAAACCGACUGUGUCCAAACGGUCCAUUGACCAUACAAGCACUAGUAAGACUAUAAAAUACUCGACCUUAAACCUGCUAACAUGGUGA
Acaulospora colombiana is the source of this 1582-nucleotide messenger RNA. The record is from the annotation of a GenBank genome assembly. NCBI's taxonomy places the organism in Eukaryota, Fungi, Glomeromycota, Glomeromycetes, Diversisporales, Acaulosporaceae.